This is a messenger RNA of Daldinia caldariorum, 1621 nucleotides long. RefSeq lists its product as uncharacterized. The transcript has a single exon. Lineage: Eukaryota; Fungi; Ascomycota; Sordariomycetes; Xylariales; Hypoxylaceae. Bases 298 to 1323 code for a protein of 341 amino acids. The record is from RefSeq and is a predicted model, not a curated record.
CUACACCCGCAACACGAGUUUCUCACCCUCCUCUUCCUUCUUCACGAGCUACUCGUCCACCGUUCUCUUCUUCUUAUUUGCGGUCGUAGGCGUAUGCGUAUGCGCUAAUCCCCAGUCCUGGGAACGCCUAGUAUUUCUGUGCCGUCUUUUUAUUAUUAUUAUUAUUCGUCUUUCCCAUCUUACUGACCCCCCUCCCCUUUUCUCCCCCCCUCUCUUCCGUGAGCCCUCUCCACUACCUUAGGGUUAUUCCUUGUCGCAUCUAUUCUGUCCCUCCUCCGGAGUCUACAGUACUACACAAUGCCCCCACAACUGUUACCGGCUUCGGCUGCCGCUUUUGCGCCGCGAGCUUCUUCCGUCAACGUCGUCCUCGGCUCCAAAGUCGAGCCCUGGCUAACCCAAACUCUAAAGCGCAUCAACAGAGUCAAGAGGCCGCUCAACAGCAUACCACAACACCAAAGAUGCCUAACCGAGACACUCUCGUCGCCAAACGCCAUCUGGACUUUGACAUCCUUGAUGUUGCCUAAGGCUCCCGAGUCCGAGCUACGCCAGGAUUCUAAUCCGCUAGUAGAGGCCAUAUUUAACUAUCAACUAAUACAUAUCGAGGCUUACAUCGUUCAUGUUGAUAUGGUAUUACGGAAUGAAGUCGCUUAUAAGUUGACGCCCGACUCGAUAGAAUCUCUUAUCGAAUAUCACAAGGAUAUCUACUGCGUCAACGCCAAGGCCGACACCUAUGAUUGGCCCGAGAAGGAGCAGCACGCCAAGAAAUUACACGAGGACUUCGUUCAGGCUAUUAACAAGUUCGUUUAUAGAACUCAUGUUUCUGCCCUUGAGGGUUUGGAAGAGGAGGGCGCUGGGGAGUUAUUAUGUGGAAAGAGUGAGGAAGUAAAGAAUAACAUUAUGGGAUUGCUAAACAAGCCGCUACUCCCGCCGCCGCCGAAGAUCGUCGACGUCAUCCGUCAACCACCGUUACUACCUAGUUCGCCGCUGGGCGCGAAUAUUUGGUCGCAGUCUAUGCAUUCGCCUUCCGUGCCCGCUCCGGUUGAGCCAUGGAGAAUUCUACCCUCUAGCCCUAACGCUACCUCAGUGGAAUCGACCGCGCCGAUAUGGGCUAAUAUGACACUGAAUGAAAUUCAAGUGACUUCACCGGGCAUACCGUACAGCCAACCGUACUCCACGGCCGGAAUGUUCUAUAGCUCGCCGAUGGUGACAGCUCCAAUCCCGGCGCUGCCACUCCCUAGCAUGUUGGCGUCGCAGUGCGGUGUAGGCGCUGGAUAUAAUAGUUUCGGUUGGGAUCGAUAUCACGAGUAUACGACGACCAUAUGACAAUCACCGCCUCCCGCGGGGGAUCGCAUGCCAGUGACAACAACCUCUUAGGAGCCUCUGGCUUCAGAUGGUGAUUUCGGUUCUCGUUUCCUCCAAUUCGAAAAAGAUAUCUGCGGCAUAGAUCUCAUCGCGUCCCAGGGCAUUCCGGCGUUUUGCAUCGAUCAGGAGCGAGUUUUUUCGACUGUUCUGGCAUAUAUAAUAAUCUCGGGGUUUCUUAUUUUCUUGUUCUCUUUCUUUUUUAUUUGGCAAGCGAGCGUCUGUUUUUAUAGGGUAUACCUUUACAUCAUCACAACCGCCA